AUCGUUUCAAAUAUAACCGAUGUUUAGUUGUACCUAAUACAUAGUACAGUUUUAAUCGUUAUCGUGUCUCGUGUCUCGUGUCUCUUGUAAUUAGAAAAUUGUUUAUCAUAUAUUUUAUAACAUUAACUUAUUAUUUGACAAAAUGGAUCCAGCGUUACCGUCGCCAUCAUCAUCAGCACAUAUUACACGAACGAACCAAGAAUCUUGGACGGAUGAAGAGGAUAUGUUUUUAUUCAUCCUUAUAAAGAAUCGUUUCGAAAUAAUCAACCCUACAUCCAGUGCAGAAACGAAGGCAGAAUUAUGGAUAGAAGUGGAAGAACGUUUAAACAAAAAAUACAAAAAAAAGAGAGACAUAAAUUGCGUUAAGGAACGUUGGGAAAAGUUGAAGAGUUUGGCAAAACUCGAUGUUUAUACGUUCCUAUCGAAGAUCAAAAAAAAGUUACCACGUAACACGAGCUAUCGUCCAUCGAAUUUCAAUCUGCAAAUUUGGAAAUUGUUAAAGCCCCAUAAAAUAAAGGAGGGGGAGUCCGAUGAUACGAACGAGUAUACCAAAUACAUAUCCAGUUUCGAAUUUCCCGAUGAGAUUAAUACAUUAUUGGACAAUUUAAUAAGAAUGAGCGAUAUCGUGUUCGAUCCAAAUUUUUCUAGUUCGUCUUCCUCCAAUAUAUCAGAAAGAAGUCGUAGCCUAAGUCCUCCAAGAACGAUGUCCCCUGUAGUUUAUACAUCGUAUAGAUCUAGAUCGGUCCAACCUGCGGUCAAUAGUUAUAUCACAUACGAAGAUUUGACACUAUUAUCCGAUGAAGAAAACGAAGCACGUAGAAUUUCGAGAAUGGAAACAAGAAGAUCACUGUUAUCAGAUCUAAGAUCAUUGUCGAUCGAUCAAGUACCAGAAAGAUUAUUAACAAUGAAUACAUCAUGGGAGUCAAAUCUACGUAAUGUAUCAUCGUUUUAUCCCAACGAUAGAUGGGUAAGAUUAAUAAAAUCUGGUCUAAGGAGAGAAGAUCCUACAGGAGCGACCGAUGAAAAAGAAAUGUAUCGACCAGAGACAUCGAGGACCGAACCAUCGAGGACUGCACCAUCGAGCAGCCAACAACCGAGGGCCGAACCAUCGAGUAUCGAACCAUCAGGGGCCGGACCAUCGAGAACCGAAUCAUCAAGGACCGAACCUUCGAGGACGGAAUCAUCGAGGACUGAACCAUCGAGAAUCGAACCAUCGAGAAUCGAACCAUCGAAUAUCGAACCAUCGAAAGCUGAAUCAUCAAGGGCCGAACCAUCGAGGACCGAACCAUCGAGGGCCGAACCAAUGAGGGUCAAACUAGUAAAGGCCAAAGCAAUCGAACUUUCUUCACAUGAUGAUGCAUCGGCUCACCUGAAAGAAUUUAAUAUAGGAACGUCUGACGAUAGUAACGAAGAAAGAUCACUCCAGAGAGCAAAGUGUGCCGAAUUAAAAAUCGAACCACAUCGAUCUACUGAUCAACUGUCUAGUUCCAACAUUACGUGGGUUGUAUUAAGAGAAUCUCAUAUAGCAAUGGUUGAUAAUCCUAAUGAAGAAAGAGGGGCGCAUUCGCAACCUAGGAUCGAACCAACUGAUCAAUCUAAUAAUCAACUGUCUAGUUCCAACAUUACGUGGGUUGUAUUAAAAGAAUCUCAUGUGACAACGGUUGAUGAUCCUAAUGAAGAAAGAGGAGCGCAAUCGCAACCGAGAACCGAACCAACUAAUCAAUCUAAUAGACAAUGGUUUUAUUCAAACGAGAAAUGGAUACAAUUAAAAGAAUCCAAUGUAGCACCGAUGGAUGAUGGUGGCGAAAAACAAGCAUCGCCAAUAUUAUUAGAGAACGAACCAGUUUAUCGAUCUGAUGCACGAUUCUUUUCAACUAGCAAUAAAACGAAAGAAUCUGAUAUAAGAAUGAGAGAUGACAACGAAACAAGACAAAUACAAAGAACACAUUGGAACGAAUCAAAUCAACAAUUUGCUAAUAAUAAAGUACGAUCAGUUUAUCCCGGCGAAAGAUGGAUUAGAUUAAGAGAAACUGAUAGAUCAACGAGCGAUGAUAGUGGAGAAGAAAGAAGAAUCCGCGCCAUACAGAGGAACGAACUAUUAUUUCAAUCUGAUGUAGCAGUGUUCCAUUCCCCCAAUAAACGGAUUAAAUUAAGAGAUUUAGAAGAACAAGAUUCAUCAAUAUUGAAGGAUAAUGUAAGAGAAAGAAAAACAUCACAAGAAUUGAAAAUUCAUCCAGCCCUGCUUAGUGGUGUAAAACCGUUUCAACCAUCCGAUAACUGGAUUGAAUUAAGUGAAACCGAUGUAAGGACAGGGGAUUCUUCAGAAUCGAACGAACAUAUCAGAGAAGUAAGAGGAACAUUCAGAAUCGACCCAUCCUCGUAUACUAAUGCACAACGCACCGAUAAAUGUGUUAAAUAUAAAGAAUCUAUUGUAAAAACGAGCGACGAUAGUUCCGAAGAGAAAACAACGUCCACAGCAUCAAGAACAGAAUCAAUUUAUUACUCUGAUGAUUCAUGCGUUUCCGAAGCAUGGCUUACAAUAAGAGCACCCGAUGGAUCGAUAGAAGCAAUUCCUAUGGAUUCGGCCCAUAUUGUAACUGAAAAAGUUCAAAGAGUACCAAAGAAAAAUUUAUCUACUCGAACUACUGUACAACCGUAUUACCCUGAAUCAUGGCUUAGGAUAAAAGAAUCUCUUAUAAGGGAAAAAAAAGAAUCAAGAAGGUCCUUAUCAAGCCCACCUCAUGUACAAUCGUAUCACCCGGUACCACAGCCUAGAACAAGAAAGUCUAUUAUAAGGGAACCAGAUGUAUUUAUGAAACCGGCCGAUAGUGAUAUUAGACCAGCACCAAGGGUUUUACCAAGGUUAUCUCGUGAUUCUCCUGCGAGAACAAUCGAUAGUGAUAUAGAAGUAAGACCAGGACCUUCAUCAGCAAGAAAAUUAGUGAGCCCACCUAGUGUACAACCGUACUAUCCGGAUUCGUGGAUUAGAAUAAGAGAAUCUCCUGCUAGGAAUAGAGGAAUUAGAAGGACCGAAAGUGAAAUCGAAGUAAAACCAGCACGAAGGCUCUUACCAAACCUACCUGAUGUACAAUCAUAUUAUCCGGAAUCGUGGACUAGAAUGAUGGAACCUUCUAUAAGAGAAAGAAAUAUAAGAUCGUCUAUAAAUGAAUCCGAAAUAAGAUCAUCGCCGCGGAACUUAUCAACUCAACAUCGUGUACUUUUCUCGGAUAAACAAGUUAGAAUAAGAGAACCUGAUAUAAGGGAAAGAUCACCUAUGAGACAAACUAGUAGUUCUACUGACUCAAGAUCAUCGACGAGGGCCGAAGCAGGCCGACAUGAUGUACGUUUCAAUAGAAGAAGGGAGACCGAUAUAAGAGAAGAUGAUCAUUAUGUAAGAACAGAUUAUCGUUCGCAACAAUUCACGGAACAAAUUUUCGCCGAGGAAGAACAUUUAAGAAGAUUAAAUAUAUUGAGAGCCCAGGAGACCGAAAUGUUUUUAUUAGAAACCGAACUUCUAGAAAAUCAAAUUCAUAUUCAACGAAUGGAAAGCAAUCUCGAAACGAUACAAAUGCGAAAACGAGUUGCUUUGAGCGAAUAUAAAAUGGCGGAACUGAAGGAGAUGAUGGUCGAGAUGAAUAUAUCAGAUUACAAAAGUCAAGCAAGAAUGACUGGCGACCCUGGUUCUGGUGCAAACAGAGGCACUGGCGGUGCUGGUUCUAUCCGAGCAGCAGGAGGGGCUUUUGGACAAAUGGAAAUUGCUCAUGAAGAACAAUUCUUUUAUAAUCAGCAAAGGGAACAGAUAAGAAAGCUGAGAGAAGGUAUUCGCGACGAAAUUGCUUUCCAUGAGGAACAAAUCCGCCGUCAUCAAGAAGCUAUUGAACGUCAUAAUGCAAGAAUGACUGAAAUACAUAAUCCUCCUGAAGAACAAUAAAUAUAUUGUCCGUCUAUAUUUACAAGAUUUAUAAAGGGAUGCAGCUAAUAUUACAUCAUGUAUAGAUUUAUGUAUAUAAAUAUAUACUUAUAUUUUUAUACAUAAUGUAUAUAAUUAUGUAUGAAAUAUACAUAACUAUAUACAUAAUGUAUAUAAUUAUAUAUAUACAUAUAUAUAAGUAUAUAUUUAUAAAUGAUGUUAAGAUUUAGUAUGAUCACUAGAACAUCAAGAAUUUUCUUCUUUUUUCUAUGCCAGAUUCAAUAGUUUUUAUUAAUUAUUUUUAAUGAACUUGGCUUUAUCAAUAAUUAUUGAAUAUUAAGAGAAAUCAUCUCGGCAGUAUGUUACCAAUAGUUAACAGAUUUGUCUGAAAAAAAUUGCUAUAUUUAAUAGAUUUAUAUAUAUUUUCAAAUAAUACGCUAAUAUAUUCAAUUUUCAAACAAUAAUGUAACAGACACAGUAAUUAUUUGAAAUAAAAGCCAUUAUAACGCAGAAUGUUUUUUAAUAUUUGAAAUUUAUCCAAAAUGGAAAACGAUUGUUAAAUCGAUAUAAUAAAUUUCAUUUGUUUCUGAAAGAUUAAUAAGUUCAAAGUUGAUAAUAAACGAACAUAGAUUUCUUUGAUACCUCAAAUAUAAUUAUUUAUGGUCUAUUGUAUUUUAAAUCUGAAGUUCGAAGUAAAAUAAUCAAUUUAAUUAAUUUAAUAUGUUUCGUUACAUUGGUAAAGUAAUAAGUCCACCAAUUUAUAGGUAAUUAAUAAUUUGUCUAAUGAAUAUAUUUAAUGAUUGGAAUCGAUAAUAUAUUAAGGUUAGAAAAAAAAAAUUGCUUUUACAACAUCAGUGAAAUAAUAUUUGUUUGCCAAUUAUAGAUAUUUUAAUACAGAAAACAAUGCUUUAUAUAAGAAUAAUAAAUUGUUGGAUGAAAAUGUAGCAUACGAAACAGAAUAUUAUUACAAAAAGGUAAACGACAAUAUCGUAUGAUUAACGACGCUUUUAAACAUUUCUUUCCCGCGGCCAUUAUAAUAGAUAAUAUCGAGAGAGAACAUUAUAUAAUCUUUUUAUCGAUUAUUCAGGAUAAAGAAUUAUUAGAGAUAAUCAAACGAAAAACGCAAAACGAAGUUAAAAACUUGCAAAAGGAGGUUAACAUAAUGCGUAAUAAAAUCGAAGAAUACAAUCGAGAUAUCAAUGAAAAUCUUAGAUUUUUACAAAACUUAGAAAAAAAUACGACGUCAUGUAAGAAGGAAGAUACUUAAAAAUUCUUAUUUAAAAAAAAAAUAAUUGAAUUUCAUUACAUAUAUACAUAUAUAUUUGUUUUUUGAAAGAUUGAAAUAAAAAAAAAAAAAAACUCUUUGAAUUUACCGCUCUACUAUGACCGACAGUUUCGUAGCUUCGAUCAAAGACCGCGAUGGCGCUACGAUCUCAUGGAACGCGAAGAAUAGAACUAACGCGAGCCACGUGAUGGCGUACCAAUCGUUAAAAAUGGCGAUCACCGGAGAACGAUGAAAGCGGAUCGAUCGUCGCGCCCUCAGUGUCUCGCGAUUCAUCGAUCAGUGUGGUGUGUGUCGCGUUGUUGCUCCCUUCGGCUUUUCGUAGCUUCCUUUUUCUGGCUGCGACUUACGCGGCGGCUCCAAAUCGUACUUUAUUCGCCCUCGUGAAAACGGCGUUACAGCUGCAGGCUCGACAGGAGCCUACCUGAAAACACAUAGAAAAAAUGAGACGAAGGAUAUUGUGGAUUCUGGUUAGCACGGCCGUCAUUCUCACGGAAUGCAACGCCGCUACGGAG
Messenger RNA from Vespa velutina, 5707 nucleotides. RefSeq lists its product as uncharacterized. Lineage: Eukaryota; Metazoa; Arthropoda; Insecta; Hymenoptera; Vespidae. Gene Ontology annotation, biological process: negative regulation of ATP-dependent activity. The transcript has 23 exons. Gene Ontology annotation, molecular function: ATPase inhibitor activity. Gene Ontology annotation, cellular component: mitochondrion. The coding region runs from base 143 to 3931 and encodes 1262 amino acids. The record is from RefSeq and is a predicted model, not a curated record.